CCUUAUUUUUCCUCUUGUUUCAGUGACACAGGAACAAAACCUCCAGAGAGUGGCAUCUUUGGAUUUAUGAUUAACAUUUCAGCACUUUUAGGUGCAGUUACAAUGUACAUCAGAUAUUUAAUAGUAGAGAAGCAAAAAGAGUCAUCAGAUUUUGUUGGUUCUUUAUUUAACUUAAUUACAUUAUGCAUUGGACUGCUAGGCUGUAUUGGAAUGGGCAUUGUUGCAACUUUUCAGGAGCUAGCUGUUCCCAGCGUCCAUGAUGGAGGAGCUCUUAUGGCUUUUGGUGCUGGUGUGGUAUAUAUUACACUUCAGUCUAUCAUCUCUUACAAAUCAUAUCCACAAUGGAGCAGCUGCUGUAUAUGUUAUAUACGGAUAAGCAUCUCUGUAGUGUCAUGCAUAGCUGUCAUUCCCAUGAUUAUAUUUGCUUCACGAAUUUCUAUAACAAAAAUUGAUUGGAUUCCAGGUGAAAAGGGGUAUGUUUAUCAUUUUGUGAGUGCAAUCUGUGAAUGGACAGUGGCUUUCAGCUUUGUCUUCUACUUCUUAACCUUCAUUAGAGAUUUUCAGCGAGUUACUUUACGGAUAUCAACAGAAAUGCAUGAAGACUUCUGAUAGGAGAGACAUUAUAGGUUUUUUUUCAAUGAACAUUAUAGAGUUUUUUUCUUAUUGAAGAAAAUGAUGCAGAGAAACAGGGCUUUUCAGUGCUGACAUGAAAACCACUGCAAUCAACUUUGCAAUCUAUAUUAUCAUAUCUACAAAACCUUUUUUUUUUAAAUGAAGAAUAUUUUUAAGUUUCCUUUUCCCCUAUGAGGGUUCUCUUUAGUCUGUGUCCUUGCAAUAUUUUGUAUUUUUAUACUGUUUGAUAAUUAAAAAGAAUACUGUACCAAAAGGUGACCUGCAAUUUCAAAGUCUUUCAUACAUGUAGAGGCUCCUCAACUCUUCUUUUUUGGACACAUUCUUGUUUUCCAUUUGUAAUCAUCUUAUCCAUAAUGAUAAUCUUGAACUGAAAGGAAAAACGUGAUUUGCAUGUUACGAGCAGACAGAUGCAUUUUUCAAAGGCCUAUAGAUUUGUUACAGUAUUCCAUGAUUUAUAAUCCGCAUUCAGGAUAAUGGGAUAAGUAUCUUAUAUUGAAAGUUUGAACUGUUUAUAUUGCCUGAAAAAUAUUUCUGCUCAUCAGCUUAAGUUAUUUUGUAAGACUAUGAGAAGGUUAACACCUCCUUUCAGUGGUGGCUAUGAGAAACAUAAUACUGAAUAAUGAAGCAGGAAGGAAAGUAUAGUACAAUAUUAGUUUUCUGAAAGAUCUAUUAGGAAAACUGGAAGGUUUAGCAUAUUACAGCCAACUUUGUAGCAGGGCAAAAUUAUUCCAAUGUAUAUGUAUUAGUAUAUGCACUAGUGACAGUAGAAGGAAGAGAGCUUAUUCUACAGUCAUAAAGAAGUAAGGGAGUGGGAGAAGGAAAGCACUAAUGCAUUAGCAGGUUUAAUUUAUGUAAAGGAACUGAUGGUCAUUACUGAGGGGCUUUUGAGGUUGAAAUAUGCCAUGUUUGCUGCUAACAUUUUUGCCAUUAACAUUUUUAAUUUUUUUUAAAGAGUUCUUUGUGAAUUGAAAAAUCUGCAAUGGGUUCAUUAUACUGAUCAAAGAUCAUAUUGUAUUACAACCAACCAGAUUCUUGUGUUUUCUGGUAGCUGAAACCAGCAAUAUUCUCUAUGGACUAUAGAAAAAAGGGAGCAUUUAUACUUGUUCACCAGCCUCUUAUCGUGCACUAAUCACAGUGCUAUUAGUCAAAAAUCAGAAUUGUCAUGACAACAAUCAUUUGUAGAAAUGUUGAUAAUUGGCAAGUAUAGAUUCAUUUUCUAUCAGAUGUCUGGUCAGUUAUCAGUUAAGAGUGAUGUUUAAGACUUGUUAGCUGCUAUGUGUCCUUUAAUUAGUAUAUUAAACCUAAUACCCUAUCA
Gavialis gangeticus (Gharial) is the source of this 1948-nucleotide messenger RNA. It is a transcript of the gene DRAM1, whose product is annotated as DNA damage regulated autophagy modulator 1. The transcript is spliced from 6 exons. The coding region runs from base 67 to 609 and encodes 180 amino acids. Gene Ontology annotation, biological process: regulation of autophagy. Lineage: Eukaryota; Metazoa; Chordata; Crocodylia; Gavialidae. Gene Ontology annotation, cellular component: lysosome. The record is from RefSeq and is a predicted model, not a curated record.